CAAUGUAGACUGUGGUUUACACGUUAAAUCUAGAAUACUUUUUAAAUAGUGGGUACAUCUAAAUGGACAGUCUCUCCAUGAGUUUUCUUAAAUAGAUUUGGAUACCGAAGCUGUGAAGUAAAUUAUGGGUGUGAAAAUGUAUGGUUUUAUUAAUGAGCUUAAACCAGUGUUGUUAAUGGUUGUGGCUCAAGCUUUGUAUGCAGGUCUAAAUGUUCUUUAUAAGCUUGUUUUGUACGAUGGGAUGAGCGUGAAUAUUCUGAUUGCCUAUAGAUUCAUUUUUGCCUCUGCUUUCAUGGUUCCUCUUGCUUUCUUUGUGGAAAGGAAGAAAAGACCGAAAUUGACAUGGAUGACAGGUUUUCAAGGAUUUCUUUGCGGGAUAUUUGGGGGAUCACUGGGCCAAAGUAUAUUUGCUGAGAGCUUGGCUUUAACAUCGGCCACAUUUGCAUCUUCUAUGUCCAACCUUAUUCCAGCCUUGUCUUUUAUCAUGGGUGCAAUCUUUGGGUUGGAGAUGUUUGGAAUUAGAACAUUGGCAGGCAAAGCUAAGGUGGUAGGAGUUGUAGUAAGUUUUAGUGGGGCAAUGAUUUUCAUCCUUUGCAAAGGACCAGAAAUCAAGAUGUGGUCAACUGGCAUCAACUUGUUACAAAAUUAUGAUACUACAGUGCAUCACAGGAACACUAAUUACGCCUUGGGCUCCUUCCUUUCCAUAUCUAAUUGUUUAUCUACGACAAUUUGGUUGCUGAUUCAGGCUAAGAUGGGUGAGAAGUAUCCUCCUUACAGUGUUACUGCUUUGAUGUGUGUUUCUGCAUCAAUCCAAGCUACCAUAUACGCUGUAUUCGUUGAGAGAGAUUGGUCUAAGUGGAAACUUGGUUGGAACAUCAGACUACUGACAGCUAUUUAUGUGGGAAUGUUCCCCUCAGGAGUAUGCGUUACAAUAAUAACUUGGUGUUCAGCUAAGAAGGGUGUAUUGUUUGCAUCUGCUUUCUAUCCUUUGGGACUCGUGUUUGUUGCAAUUGCUGGAACUUUCUUUCUUGAUGAACAUUUAAACUUGGGAAGCUUAAUGGGAGCAAUACUCAUAGUAUCAGGCCUAUAUUGUGUGUUGUGGGGAAAAAAUAAGGAGCUAAAGUUGACAUCCAAAAUGCCAUGCUCAAAAGGGUCAAGAGAUUCGGCACCAAUAAGUAGUACUGAAGCUACAUCAAUUAAAUCCGUCCAAGAUGAAGUCCAGACUCCUAGUGUAAUUGUAUCCAUAGAGCCUGUUCGGGUGAAUGGUUCCAAACAAGAUAUAUAAAUAUAUAAAGUAGAUUUUGUUGGCUCUAAAAAAAUAUUAAGGUAUUUUGGUAACGUGACUAGUUUUUAACUCUUUCUUUUUAAUUUAGUUUUUAAUUUUUUUGUAAUUUUUUUUCUAUGUAAUUGUAUGUAAUUUAUUUCUAUCAAGUCUUGGUUAAUGAUGGUUUUA
Molecule: messenger RNA, 1453 nt
Organism: Ziziphus jujuba (common jujube)
Lineage: Eukaryota; Viridiplantae; Streptophyta; Magnoliopsida; Rosales; Rhamnaceae
Product: WAT1-related protein At1g68170
Exons: 7
Coding region: 125-1285 (386 amino acids)
Cellular component (GO): plasma membrane
Molecular function (GO): transmembrane transporter activity
Source: RefSeq, a predicted model, not a curated record